Molecule: messenger RNA, 5400 nt
Organism: Sabethes cyaneus
Lineage: Eukaryota; Metazoa; Arthropoda; Insecta; Diptera; Culicidae
Exons: 2
Coding region: 1-5400 (1799 amino acids)
Biological process (GO): DNA integration
Molecular function (GO): nucleic acid binding
Source: RefSeq, a predicted model, not a curated record
AUGGCAGAAAUAAACACAACAAGCUUGUCCAUUUUUGAUAAAACACUAACUAGUGUGCCUAUGGUUGGCUCUGUCGAUGCAUGUACUUCCCCAAAAACGACCGGACUAUCUCGUACACCAUCAGCAUUGCCAUUCGUUCCAGUUCAUAUAAGUACCCCGCACCAUUGCACUCCUGCCCCCUCCGUGCAUACAGUGUCAGCCUAUUUAUCGCCAAUAAUUUCGUCGAAGGUUGUUGCUUCAAAUCUUGCAGCAUCAGUUGCAGCUGCCAUUCAGUCUGCCUCUGAAUCCAGCUCAGUGCCUUCAUUCAGUAGAUCUCAAGUUGUCGACAUGGUACCGGUCACUAGAACUUCUGCUCCACUUACUACCUUUGAUGCUGUUCCAGUCUCUACGGUUUCUCAUGACGAACUCGUUUCUACGCCUGCUUCGGUUGUAAGACAGUUAUUCACUGGACCCAGUUCACAGCAACUCGCUGCCAGACAGGUUGUCCCCAGUGAUCUCCCUACUUUCUCUGGCGAUCCCAUUGAGUGGCCGUUGUUCCUGAGCAGCUUCAGUAACUCGACGGAAAUGUGUGGGUAUACAGACGGAGAAAACAUGAUGCGACUACAACGCUGUCUGAAAGGUAAAGCGCUGGAAGCUGUCAGAUACUACUUAAUGCAUCCAUCGUCGGUACCAUUGAUCAUGGAAACUCUGAAAACCUUAUACGGGCGACCGGAGCUGAUUGUCACGUCGUUAUUAGCUAAAGUUCGAUCUACUCCGCCGCCGAAACAGGAGAACUUGGAGACGUUGAUUAACUUUGGGCUAGCCUGCAAAAACUUAUGUGGACACCUUCGCGCUGCUGGUCUGGACGACCAUCUGUCGAACCCGAUACUUCUACAAGAGCUGGUGAAUAAAUUGCCCGCGAGCAUUAAACUAAAUUGGGCACUGUACAGACGUCAACAACCGACAGUCGAUCUUACAACUUUUGGCAAUUACAUGAACGAAAUUGUGACUGCUGCCAGUGAGGUCACAUUUACCUUCGAUUCGGACGUCCUUCGUUUGGCAAAAGCUGAAAAGAUGAAGCCAAACGAGAAAAGAUUUGUUAAUAACCAUACCGUUUAUGAUGUCACGGAUAAUUCCAGCAGUAGCCCGAACACUCUGUCUACAGGGGAAUCUCUUCCCAAGCCAUGUCCAAUUUGUCAAACCGUAGGCCACAAGGCAAGGGACUGCUACACCUUUUAUAAUAUGACACUCUCCGAUCGCUGGAAAAUGGUUCAAGAACGGCGCCUAUGUCGUCGAUGCUUAAUUGCUCAUGGUAAAUUCCCUUGCAAGGCAUCUAUGUGUGGUGAAAAAGGUUGCGAGGACCGUCAUCAUAAACUGCUCCAUCCUGGAAAUCCGAUACAGCAUAAAUCCAGUGCGACCCCUAGGUUCAGCAAUACUGUAACCGUCCAUCAUCAGCGUCAGCAAUCAACCCUGUUCCGGAUUAUACCUGUGACGCUCUACGGAAAUGGCAAAUCUGUUUAUACGUAUGCGUUCUUGGAUGACGGCUUUGAUACCACCUUGGUAGAAUCGAGAAUCGCGAAUGAAUUGGGUGUUACUGGUGAAAUUCAUCCUUUGUGUUUGCAAUGGACCAACGGCAUUGAUCGUACCGAAGAAGACUCGCGGACAAUUAAGCUGGAAAUCUCAGGCAAAGGAAAAAUCCAGCGCCAUCCUUUGAAAACUCGUACCGUGAAAAAUCUGAACCUUCCAAUCCAAUCAAUGGACUACCCAGAAAUUUGUAAACGGUUCCCGUAUCUUGAGGGCUUACCAGUGCAAAGUUACCAGUCCGCAAAUCCAGCGAUUCUGAUUGGUUUGGAUAACUCUCAUUUAAGCACCAUGCUGAAAUGUCGUAUAGGCUCCAGGUUCGAGCCAAUUGCUGCGAAGUCCAAACUAGGAUGGACGGUGUAUGGAUCCAUUGUUGCCGAAUUAAUACCCAAGAUAAACUAUCAGUUUCAUAUAUGCGCUCGUUUUCCUGAUCAAGAGCUGCAUGACCUGGUUAAGGAGUUUUUUAACGUGGAGAAAGUUGAACCACUGACGACACCACUUCAGGAGAGUGAUGAAGAACUUCGUGCAAAGGCCAUUCUCGAGCAAACAACCGUACGUACGCCGUCAGGUAGAUUCCAAACGGGCCUGCUUUGGAAGUACGACGUAAUCGACUUUCCGAAUAGCAGACCUAUGGCGGAAAAGAGGCUGAAGUGCCUAGAACGUCGAUUGGCAACCAAACCCGAAUUAUACGAUAAGGUACGGGAGCAGUUGAAGCUGUAUCAAACCAAAGGAUACUCGUACAAGGUCAGUCAGCAAGAACUUCAAGCUUUUGAUGUGAAACGAACCUGGUUCUUACCGUUAAAUGUUGUCAUCAAUCCCAAAAAACCGAGCAAGGUACGUUUGGUUUGGGACGCGGCUGCAAAGGUCCAAGGGCAGUCGCUCAACUCUGCUUUAUUGCCUGGUCCGGACCUUCUUACACCACUUCCGUCAGUGUUGAGUUCGUUUCGCGAGUUUCGUGUAGCCAUCACAGGUGAUAUCUCCGAAAUGUUUCAUCAAAUCAUAAUCCGGCCGGAAGAUCGUUCGGCGCAACUGUUUUUAUGGAGAGACAAUCCCACAGAGCAAUUCGACGUGUUCGCGAUGAAGGUGGCAACCUUUGGCUCUACUUGUUCGCCUUCAGCUGCACAGUUUGUCAAAAACCGAAAUGCCAUGGAGUUCGCUAACCGAUAUCCCCAAGCAGCUAACGCAAUUAUCAAGCAUCAUUACGUAGAUGACUUCGUACGUAGUGAAGAUAGUACAGAGAAAGCCAUCGAGUUAGCACUUCAAGUAAAAGAAGUACAUGCCAAAGCCGGGUUUCACAUACGAAACUGGCUUUCAAACGAUAAAGAAGUCCUCGCACGGGUCGGGGAACAGAACGUAGAAUUGUCGAAAAGUUUUGCAGUUAGCAAGGCAUCGUCAAAUGAACGAGUCCUUGGGAUGAUUUGGAAGCCAGACCAGGACGUUUUCGUUUUUCAAGGAUUAUUCCAAGAUAACCUUCAACCGUUUCUCCAAGGCAUCGAAAUUCCAACGAAAAGGCAAGUGCUACGCAUAGUCAUGAGUAUUUUUGAUCCCCUCGGGCUAAUUGCUGUGUUUUGGGAAAGGUGGACAAAACUACUAUCGAAACUGGACAAAAUCCAAAUACCGCGCUGCUACUUCCAAGAUGCGACGAAAGAAGUCUACAACACGCUGGAGUUACACAUCUUUGUAGAUGCCAGCGAAGAGGCCCUUGCUGCUGUGGCAUAUUUCCGCAUCGUUGACGAUUGUGAAGUUCGUUGCGCACUCGUUUCAGCGAAGACCAAGGUAGCUUCACUCAAGCCUACCUCAAUUCCGAGGCUGGAGUUACAAGCUGCCGUAAUGGGGGUGAAACUGGCGCGGGCAAUUGAAAAAAACCAUACCAUAAAAAUCACUCGAAGAGUAUUUUGGAGUGACUCCAGUACCGUGCUCUCUUGGUUGCGGUCAGAUCAAAGGCGUUUCCGGCAGUACGUUGCGUUUCGAGUGACAGAAAUCCUUGAAAACUCCCAAGUCGAAGAAUGGCGAUGGAUACCCUCGCGCUAUAAUGUGGCCGACGAAGCAACAAAAUGGGGAAAAGGUCCCACAAUCAAUUGUAACAGUCGAUGGUUCCAAGCUCCAGCCCACUUAUACCAGGAUCCUGAAUUGUGGCCAAAGCAAGAGUUGCGAAUUCCGGACACUUUGGAAGAAUUACGGUCAGUUCAUGUACAUCGACAAGUUGUGACGAGCCAACUACUGAAAUUCGAAAGGUUUUCGAAAUGGGAACGUUUAAUAAGGGCAGUAGGCUAUGCUCUUCGGUUCGCUAAGUUAAUCAAUCCAGCCAAACAGCUCGACAAACGUUCCGAAUGGUUAAGCCAAGAUGAAUUGACGACAGCUGAAAUAAUCGUAUUCAAAGAGGUCCAACAAGCAGUUUACGAAGAUGAGAUUAACCUUCUUGCCAGAAAUUUGCAACUUCCGACGGACAAACAGCAUAAACUCGAGAGAACAAGCAAAAUUUGCAAACUUUCUCCGUUUCUGGAUACUCAAGGAGUACUCCGUAUGGAAUCCCGAAUACUAGAGGCGAACUAUUUACCGUUAGACUUCAAAAACCCGAUUAUUCUCCCGAAAGGCCAUCCCGGAACUGAUCUCUUGAUAGACUGGUACCACCGGAAAUUCAAUCACCAGCACACAGAAACUGCAGUGAACGAGAUGAGGCAGAGAUUUUACGUUUCGGACAUGAGAACAUCGUUUAAAAGAAUAAGAAAAGUGUGCCAGUACUGUAAGGUAUACAAGGCUGGUCCAUCGGUACCAAAAAUGGCUCCGUUGCCUUCAGCAAGAACUACUGCUUACGUAAGGCCAUUCUCCUACGUGGGCCUUGACUAUUUUGGGCCUGUACUGAUCAAGCAAGCACGGAGUGAAGUGAAGCGCUGGGUCGCGUUGUUCACGUGCUUGACAAUCCGCGCCAUACACCUUGAAGUUGUUUAUAAUCUCUCGACAGAAUCGUGUAAGAUGGCGAUUCGACGAUUCGUUGCUCGUAGGGGCGCUCCCAUCGAGAUUUUCAGCGACCAGGGUACCAAUUUUGUGGGUGCCAGUAAACAACUAAAACAAGAGUUGCAGCAGAUCAACAACAACUUGGCUGCUACCUUUACCAACGAGACUACCCACUGGCGAUUCAACCCUCCAUCUGCACCGCAUAUGGGAGGGUGUUGGGAAAGAAUGGUCCGGUCGGUAAAAUAUGCUCUUUCUGCCAUGUCCAUUAUAAAGAAGCCCAACGAUGAAACGUUCCUAACACUGCUGGUUGAGGCUGAAUCUUUAGUGAACUCCAGACCACUCACCUAUCUGCCAAUCGAGUCAGAAACGCACGCGGCACUGACACCAAACUGCUUUUUAAUGCUCAGCACCAGUGGGGUUAACCAGCCCGCAAGACAACUAGUUGAUAAGCGAGCAGCAAUUACUUCCAACUGGAAUAUUUGUCAACAGCUGUUGGAUCAGUUCUGGUGCCGUUGGAUAUGGGAAUAUCUCCCCACUAUCGCAAAGCGGACCAAGUGGUUCAGCGACUGUCGUCCAAUUCAGCCAGGUGACAUCGUAGUAGUGAUCGACGAAAACUUGCGCAACGGGUGGACAAGAGGGCGCGUUCUGCGGGUGUUCACAGGUCGUGACAAGCGGGUGCGAAGCGCUGAAGUGAAGACAGCUACUGGAGUAUUCCAUCGACCAGCCACGAAGCUAGCUGUUCUGGAAAUUAGCGGUACAGCUGGAGUAAACUCCGAGCAAUACGGGUCGGGGUAUGUUCCGAACAGCGUCGGCGACAAAGGGUUAAAAAUGCCAAAAGGCGUAACGAACGUUACCACUAGAGUUACCACACGAACGACUAGAUAA